Messenger RNA from Fusarium redolens, 5319 nucleotides. RefSeq lists its product as uncharacterized. NCBI's taxonomy places the organism in Eukaryota, Fungi, Ascomycota, Sordariomycetes, Hypocreales, Nectriaceae. The transcript has 4 exons. Bases 1 to 5319 code for a protein of 1772 amino acids. The record is from RefSeq and is a predicted model, not a curated record.
AUGAGUGAAGCCAUUACUAGGAUCUUGGACAACUCCAAGGCCAACGUUCUUCCGAAAUGGAGAGACUUUUUUCAAGACCCCGAAGUCGGAUGCCAAUUAGAUGUGACAGCAAGCCCAACAGGAGGUGAUCCAGAAUUGGCCUGCAGCUUUACAAAGGAUGGACUUUGGGACCUCAAGUUUGAUAGCUCGGCAAAUGACUCCCAGUUUCACACUGCCGAUUACAACGUUGACAACAGCGUUAUAAUUGGGCUCCCUUCGACUGCAAUCGCUGAUACAACAACUGCAACACCCGCACUUGCAGAUAUUCUGCAGAAAUUCAGAGUCGCGGACAGCAGCGGGAAUAUUCCUUUUGACAAUGGAACAUAUCCUGGCGAUCCCGUGCAAGAUGGCAACCCUCCCCUCGCAGCUCGCCCAUCUCCAGGCACCUUGAUGCAAAGCAUAGUCAAGGCUCUUGGACCAGCUCUACCACUUCAGGUAGAUGUUACUGCAGAACGUAAUGCAUUCUGGAUCACACCAGGUCAAACCAUGCGGGCUGAUGUGGCUCUCACAUUUGUCCCAUCUGGCGAUGUUGCUACUGCUUUACAAAACGUUUCAAAGACUAUUUACUCUCAUCUUGGUAUCAACCUCUCGACCUUGUUCAGCUCUUUGAAGAUUGUGAUUCAGAAAACGUCCCUGGGGUAUGCUGUUUCCAAUGUCAAUGAAGACACAGAUCCACCAGUUACUACCGCGGCCGUGAUCCAUGUAAAUAGCUAUUACUCGCUUGGCAUACAAUUUGCCGCUGGGCCAUUUCUCUUCUGGGUUACUCUCGACGGUGGCGGCAUAAACCUAUCGAUUCUUCAAAACCCAGACUCUUCUUCUCCAGCAAACUUCUUCACACUUACCGGGCUAUCUGAAAGUUCGGUAACGCCCGUUCUGGGUAACAUUCUUUCGAACCUGCAUCUUCUGAGGGUCUCUGCAACUGUAGAUGCCGCUGUUGGAACAUACUGGUCGAUAUUGUUCUCCCUGGAGUGGGGGGCGUUCAACAUUUCACUUCUGUACGAUUCGUCAUCUGCGACAUUUUCUGGUGGCCUUAUCCUUGACGGAUUCUACACAACAUCGAUCGAAUAUCUGCGGCCAAUCUUUAGCGCCAGCCAGGCUAUCAUGGCCCCGGAUGGCACUGUCACUAGGCCCUUUUACAAGAUACGAGAUCUUUCUUCAGAGAUGUCAACUCUCCCGAAUUCUCUUCCAACUGUCAUAACAGCAGCGAGGAUAUCGUACCAGAUAACGUCAAAGACUCUAUCUUUGGCUGCCCAGCUGAUUGCGCCACCUCCAGCACCCUCCAACGCUGGCCCCCAAGUCCCAGCUCCUUUUGUCUGGGACGAACUUGAUGUCAGAUUGUCUGUUGGACCGGGCUCAUUCUCAUGUACACUGGCCACCGACUUUCUGUUGACAAGUCCACUGGAUCCAAAUGUUAUGGGUAUGAUUGGCCUCAACUUCUCAUACCAGAAUAAAAGUUGGCUUCUUUCUGGGCUGGCGCAAAAUAUCAACGGCGCCAUGCUAUUUGGAUGGUUUGACCCCAACUACAACGAGUCGCUUCUCUCUGUUCUUGGGAAAUUACAGAUUCCGGAGGUGCAAGUCGUUUAUACAUACGCAGAUGGGGGCGCGGCUACAAGCUUUGCCUUUGUUGGAACCGUCCAGGUUGGGUUGCUACAAUUGCGCCUGUUCUACCAGUAUGUCAGCUCAAAUGUCAAUGGAAAGACAGCUGCCCAGGCAACUCCCCCGGGAUCCCAAGGCACUCUUCUACCAGCUGAUGCUCCGGUGCCUGUCGUCACCGUGCAGCCAUCUGGCGACCCAAACACACCUCCUGAGAAGAGAGUCCAGACAGACUGGACAUUUGAGUGUGACCUGGGGGCUUCUGCCCCAAAUGGACAGAUUGCGACUUUGGGUGCUGUAGUUGACUCCAUCGUCCCUGGAGCAGCGGACUCUCUUCCGACAUUUGUGUCUGGAAUUGAGAUCCCUUCUGCUGAAGGAGGUCACAGUCCUAUCACCAUGAAGGUUGCAAAGCAUCGGACAGAUCAAGUCGCUUUUGCCUUUCAAGUUGAAAUUGAGCAUAUCAGCUUUACAUUUGCUCAGAUAGGAGACAAAGACCCCAGCAAGACUAAGAGAAUCGUCCGUGUUGCCGUUGGCAGUCUUCCAAAACUGUCAGGCAUCCCACUGAUUGGAGACUUGGUACAGCCUUUCGAUUCUCUGGAGUACUUGUGGGUGAGCGAUUCUGGCGGUCUUCUCAAGUCUGAGGUCUCUGCUUUGAAUCACCAAGUCUUGCCUGUCGAUAAUCCUAUUUACUUUUCUGCCAACGUCGGCCAGUCAGCCAACGCCAAGGCCUCGACAGCUGAUAGUGUCGUGAUAAUCCCAGGACAUCAUUUCAUCCUGAUUCAAAACCAGAAAGCGGUCUUGGAUCAUGUCUUUGCAACAGCGACCCCAACUGUACCUCAGCCAAAAACACCAAAUCCACCAGUAGAAGCCAUGACGUCUGAAGUUGCUCUUUCCGGUGACGCACCAGGAGCACCCGUACCGGCAAGUCCUCCUUCGAAGGGCGAGUUGACACUCAACCUUGGGCCACUCACUAUCAGUGCUAUUUCAUUACAAUACCAAGAACAAGGAGAUGUUCCACAGAUCUCAAUUACACUUAAUGCAAUGUUUGCCAUGGGCCCUAUUAUGCUUGAACUCAUCGGCUUCGGGUUCGCAGUCCCACUGGAGGGCGGCAUUACACUAGACAAUCUUGCAAGCCUCGUUGGCAAGAUGUCGCCAGUCAUAUCAGGCAUGGUAGCUUCAUUCAACCAACCGCCGCUUCUGAUAGCUGGUGGGUUUGAACACAUCGUCACCAAGACUCAGGAUGCAUAUCUCGGUGCAAUAGGAAUCUCGUUUCCACCAUACAACUUUAUUGGUGUCGGAGAAUAUGCUGUUCUUGAUGGGUUCAAGAGUGUCUUUCUUUAUGCUAAGCUUAACGGGCCACUUAUCACUCUUGAAUUCGGCGAGAUCUCUGGAGUCAGAAUGGGUUUCGGCUACAACUCCUUUGUCACCCCGCCAACAAUUGACCAAUUAACAAGUUUCCCAUUCAUUAAUGACACGGCCACAGCGAGUGCUGGUAGCGAUCCCUUUCUCAUCGUACAGACUAUGACUCAAACCGGACCUCCAUGGGUGACGCCAAAACAAGACGAAUAUUGGCUGGCAGCUGGACUAUCAGCCUCGGUUUUUGAUUGCCUCACUGUUACCGCUGUGGCAAUGCUAGAAGUCAAGGCCGGUGGUUUUGAUCUAGCUAUCUACGGCGAUGCAGUUGCUAUGAUGCCACCUGAUGCACCAAGUAGGGAGUCUUGUCUCGUCUAUGUUGAGCUAGCGAUGGUGGUUGAAUUCAAUAUGGGUGAAGGGUAUUUUCGCGUCGAGGCAGCUUUGGCGCCGACAUCGUUCCUACUCGUUCCCCAAUGCCAGCUCACGGGAGGGUUUGCCCUUGUAUACUGGUUUGGAUCUAAUCCACAUGCUGGAGAUUGGGUGUUCUCCGUUGGAGGGUACCACCCUCAAUAUCAAGUGCCGGACUGGUAUCCUGUGCCACAACGCCUCGGAAUAUGUUUCACAGUUGGCAGCUGUUUAUCCGUUGUCGGAAACUGUUAUUUCGCUGUCACGCCCAAAGUCGUUAUGGGAGGUGCUUUGAUCCACGUCAGCCUCGAUCUUGGACCUCUGCAGGCCUGGCUAGAUGCACAGUUCGACUGUCUGAUCAACUUCCACCCUCUUCACUAUGUGGCAGAGUUUAGUGUAUCAGUCGGCGUGUCGUUCAAUAUUGACAUUUUGUUCAUUCAUAUUCACAUUAGCGCGAGUAUCGGUGCCUUCCUUGUUAUUCAAGGUCCAGAGUUUGGAGGGACAGCCCAUGUCGACUUUUGGGCUUUUGGAUUUACUAUCGAUUUUGGAUCCAGCCCUGAUGCAAAAGACCCUCUCACACUACUGCAAUUCUGGCAGAUGGUCCAUCAACCCGGCCCAGAAGUCCAAACUAAAAAUACCAUUGACCCGGAGCGAGUUCAGUCUGUUGUUUCCUAUGACCCUCGUUCCGACCUGGAGGGAACUAUGGUUCCUGCACCCAGUGGCACAGGCACCGUGCCCCGUCCAAUCCCCGCUCCAGAGCUAGUUGAAGCCGCUGCCCUAAAGUUUGUUCUUGAGGAUGGUAAUUAUCCGAACCCACCCAAGCUUAAGCCGGAACCAAGUCCUUCCCCCGUUGUUUCUAGCAAUAGUGCUCGAGGCACAGCAGAGUCCACUUUCAGCACCAAUGCGGUGCCCAGUGAUAGUAAUGCUGGUCAAGGUACAAAGUGGUUUGUCAAAGGUGGUACUUUCAAGUUCCGUAUUCAAACAGACUUCGCGCUCAGUUAUGCCUCCGUGGCCCCGGCCUUCAUACCAGCAGAAGAUGGCGCUGGAGCAGAGGUGCCUGUUUUAAACGGCGGCCCUCAUCCUACCAAAACGAACAUAUUCUCACGACCGAUGCAAGUCACAACAGACAUAGUCUCAGAAUUGUCUGUUGUUGUUAUGCAGACCGUUAGUCAAAAGGUUAUUGGUGGCUGGACAAGCGCAUCAUUUGAUAUCAAAUCUGUACCAACUGGAACAUGGGGCAAAUACUCCAGAGACACGGACCCUUCUCUGGUUGCUGCGUCAUCGCUUUUAUCUCACGAAGGUGCCACGGUACCACUACCCAUGGGCUUACUACUGAGUUCGCCAGCCCCUAUUCUUGCCCUCAGCUUUAUUCCCACCUUCAGCGCAAGUGAUGCAGCCAAAAUGGGUGUUGUGGAUCUCCGAUUUAUAGCCACUAUGCCUGGUACUGACUGGUUUGUUCCUGGAUACAAGCCAAUCCGCAAGGCAAUACCAGAUAGUACAAAACCAGAUGGGCUAGAUUACGUUGCCGUAAGCCCGGAUCUGGAUGCCAAGUCGGGAGUGGUCAUGGCACCAACCCAAGUGAAAUACACCCCAGCAGAGCUCAGCUCAACAGAGGAGAGCGAGACAAAUCAGAAGCUCUGGGAUAACAUGGGAGCUAAUUGGGUGCAAUAUGCCAGUGAAAAGAGAGAACUUGUUAAUGAUCCUACAGAUGGGUUACUAGUGACGGCAGAGAAGAUUUUUGGAUGGGCACAGUCUUUCCCAGUACCAAACGCUUCGACCGUUCCUGCAGCUACAGUUUCCAGUCCAUGGAAGCUGAAGGGCGACUUUCCUGCAAAGCUGGUUCGCAGUGCGAAUAAGAAUGGUACAGUAGUCAAGGGACUAGAGGCAACAUAUCUUGCACUCCCACGGCAUGCAGUUGUGACUUCUUAA